Molecule: messenger RNA, 3875 nt
Organism: Electrophorus electricus (electric eel)
Lineage: Eukaryota; Metazoa; Chordata; Actinopteri; Gymnotiformes; Gymnotidae
Gene: stard3nl
Product: STARD3 N-terminal like
Biological process (GO): cholesterol transport
Cellular component (GO): late endosome membrane; endoplasmic reticulum-endosome membrane contact site; lysosomal membrane
Molecular function (GO): cholesterol binding
Source: RefSeq, a predicted model, not a curated record
GCUAAAAUGCUGAUGAAUGGUAAACUUUGUGUUUCCAGACCGUGGCUGGUUAGCUCUCUUAAUCUUAUUACAACAGACAUCUUAAUUUAUGGAUUAUGACUUUACAUCGUAAUUAUGCCUUCACGGCACCGCACACCGUCCAUUCUUUUGUGUUAAUGUAGUCAACCAUUAGACGUUGUUUAAGAAACUACAAUAUUUUACAAGUCAGUAAAUUAAUUGGCUAGCUAUAUCCUUGUCUGACUGCAACUUAAAAUAGCAUGGCUAUUUAAAACUAAAUGGUUCCCGUAUGGACCCGUAUGGUUCCUGGCGAUUUUUCUAAACAAAUGAUUAAAAACGUUCCUGUAUUCUGUAGAUUAAAUGGCAAAAACUAUGCGGAACCUGCUCUAUUAUCUGAAUUUUUGCUAAGUCAGUGAAAUGCUAACAAGCCAGUUUUACUUCCUUGAUACUGAUAAGGACCAGAUAAGGAUUCGCUAUGUGUGAUCAGACAUGGUUGCUGAGCCCUGCACACACUGAGUGCUGAGAGGAAGCAGUGGGCGUGGCUGACUUGUCAUGGCGAGCCAGUGCAGCAGUGUGGACUCCAGGGCCAUGUUAAGGGGUUUGGGUUCCAUUAACUCCACCCCCUUGUCUGCCCGUGUUGAAUCCUACGAAGGACUGGAGAAGAAAUGCAUCUCUGACGUCAGAAGGACUUUCUGUCUGUUUGUGACCUUUGACCUUCUGUUUAUCACUCUUCUGUGGAUCAUUGAGCUCAAUGUUAAUGGAGGAAUCCAAGACCAACUGAAAAAGGAGGUGUUAGAAUAUGACUACCACAAAUCCUUUUUUGACAUUUUUGUGUUGGCCAUGUUCCGUUUUGCAGUUUUGAUACUGGCAUAUGCAGUGUGCCGACUGCGUCACUGGUGGGCCAUCGCGAUAACCACAUUAAUCACCAGUGCAUUUUUGAUUGCAAAAGUUAUUAUAUCAAAGUUGCUCUCCCAGGGGGCUUUUGGCUAUCUGCUGCCCAUCAUCUCUUUUAUCCUGGCGUGGAUAGAGACAUGGCUACUGGACUUUAAAGUCCUGCCUCAGGAAGCUAUGGACGAGAACAGGUAUCUGACGGUACAGAAUAUCACAGAGAGAGCUGCACUGAUACACCCAGGGGUCCAGUCAGAUGGCCAGUUCUACUCACCGCCAGAGUCUUUGGCAGAUUCUGAUGAAGAUCCUGAUGAUAAACAUGACCUUGAGAAGCCUAUAGUCUAGCAGGUUCACGAGGACGACGACUGAAUGAUGGCGUCACAGCCUUGGUGUAUGAGACUCGCAUGGCUUUGGCGCUCUGGGUUUAAAUGGCUGGUGCGAUGGACAGCCCAGACCUGCCUUCUGUCCACCGUCAGCUGUGUUUCGGCAGUGCCACUCUCCGUCUCGACCCGGUGCAGUCUGCUAAGAAUUCAGCAAAUUCUCUAUCGUGUUCUGCUGUGCUAACUGAUACUGUGCCACACGUGCAUAUAGCCCAGAUGUUUACAAGUUUUUCAAUUUGUUGAAGAACUGAUAUCAUAGUUGAGAUUGAAGAACUGCUCGCUCAUGCUUUUCUGUUUGUGCUACACUUUUACGUCAUAUUCGCCUUGGCAAAGGAUGCAGACAUAGAUCUUCUCUACUGCUCCUCGUGACCGUUCUGCAGCAAAACGGCUUCCAUUGGUAAUAUAAAUUCAGCGACUUCCACUGUCCUAAUUUAUUUACCGAGGUUGUCAACACCUCAUGUUUUACAUGACGAGUCCCAAACGUGUGAAUUGGCUUUAGCUUCGUGAGACAGGCUGACCACUGCAGUAUAGAUGAAAUGCCUCCUAAAGGGGUUUAUUUCUGCUAUUCCUCUCCUGUUAGUUCAGUCUCCAUCAGUCUGUAUAUAUGAGUUUGAAUUUGCAUAUGUAUUGUCUAUGAAAAGUUUUUUAACCAGCAAAAUAAAGGGCACACUAAAUUUUGCAUGAUCUUAGUGAGCAUACUAUGAUUAGGAAGCAUGUACAAUAGCACAUCCCUAAAUAUGUGGAGUACAUUCAUUCCAAAGUGACUUUUCCCGUUAUUACAUUUUUUUUUUUUUCAAGCCAUACUAAAACUUUAUCUUACAGAUAAGGGCUUAUAACUGGUGUGUGUCUCAACAUUAUGGCAGUGCACUGUUUAGCCAAUGGCUCUUAUGUGCAUGGAAAUCUAUUAUGGUUCGUUUUCAUGAUAAAUGUAGUCAUUUGUUUCAAUUAAAGUUUGUUUGACAUUGUUGCAUUGAGACAAAAAAAAAAACUCAAGUGCAAAUGUGUUCUGAAUAUGAAUUUUCUGUAUAAGGUAAUAGUUUGUUAGAGAACAGAUUCCUGGAUAAACUUUCAUAGUGUAAAAUAGAUAAAAACUAACAUUUACAGAUAUUUUUAGUUUUGUUACGCAUUGCAGGGACUUGUUUGUUUGUUUGUUUGUUUGUUUGUUAUGGUUCACCCAUCUGAAGUCUGCUGCCUGCAACUGCAGUACCCACAGAUUAAACAUCAGAUCAGAGCGUUGCACACAUCCUGCAGCAGCUAAUAGCUGAUCAACCAAGCACACUGUGGGCAAGCUGCUGCUGCUGCGUGUGUGUUUCCACCACACGUAUUCACCUGCACUGCCUGCGAACUCUCCACCACAUUUUCCUGCCGCAGCAGGUUCCAUCCCAGUAACAUCUUUAAAGAACGAUGCUGGGUUUUGGUGAUCAUUCUAAUACCAAAUAAGGCAACGGUUAAGAAGGAGAGAAAGCAUAGACACCAGAGAGACACUGUUGUAAACAGUACAGGAUGCUACAACUUGACACACCUCUAUAAAGGCCCCAUAAAUUACUCUUGAAUAGCCUUCUGUCAUUGCUGCUUUUAGUGGGUUUCUUGCAUGUUAUUUUGGUGAUUUGGGGGUAACAUGCUUGUGAAUAUAUUUGUCGAUUGGGCCAUUUACUUUGGGUAGAUAAUAUCUAUGUCUAUUUAUGCACACACACACACACACACAAGCAGAAAUAUAUUUAUACAUUCUUUUAAAACUGGAGGGAUUUCUCAGAAAUAGGGACUGAUGGAUUUGCUUAUGUCCAGGAAAUGACUCUAAUGCACUAUGUAUGUCCCAAAAUUCAAUCCAUGAAAUCUGAGUAUCCCAAAAUCCCAAAAAAUCCCAAAAUUAAGAUCUACUGUUAACUAUUAAUAAAAUUAACAAAAUCAAGCUAAUACUGUACCAUCAUAUGAUCUUUUUGCUAGUCUUUUGGGGAAUUUCUCCAGAUUAUAAUGAUUUUUGUAGAUCAUUUUGUACUAUUUUUCAUACAAAUAAAUAUAAUCCUGCAUAGAUUUUAUUCAGUUGUGCUAAAGACAUUUAUGAACUCAUAAAUUCAAAGGCAGAGUGCAGGAAAUAUACUUUAUUAUGAUAAUCUCUAUAGAUUAUCCACAAAUACACACAUUGUUACCAUGUUAGUUGAAUUGUCACCUGAAACAUGGGUGAUUCUCAAAAGGGCUAAUGUUAGUAUUAGGUUUUGGGUUGAUUUUAAGAUUAGGACUAGGGUUAGAUUAAUGUUAGAUUUAAUAGAAUAUUUUUACUUUAGAUUUCAGUAUUUAAGAGAUGUUAGAAGUAUCUACACAAUACCAUCAAAGUGUUACUGAAUCAUUUAAAAAUAGGAGGACGGGUGAAAUUCACAGCCAGAAAUUUUUGUUGGCACACUAAAAUCAGACAUUUCUGCACGUUUGUCGAAACAGUGUGUAUACAUCCAAAUUAGAAAGCAUAUCAUUGGAAGUUUCUCAAGCAGUUAAAAGCUCUUUUGAAAAUAGUCCCCCCCCCCCAUUUCAGAAACAAGAAAACCAAUAUGCAAAGACAGGAAAAAAGAGAGAUAAGGCUUAGUGGAAAAUUUUGUUCAGUCUUGCUGUCAUGGUGAU